Molecule: messenger RNA, 930 nt
Organism: Adineta steineri
Lineage: Eukaryota; Metazoa; Rotifera; Eurotatoria; Adinetida; Adinetidae
Source: the annotation of a GenBank genome assembly
AUGACACUUUUGAAGCAAACAUCAAUAAAUUACAUUCUAUAUACUCUUAGCUGUUUAGUAAUUAUAUCAGCUUCAGUUACUUUUAUUUUAAGUCUCUAUCGAUUACAACGUGAUGCAAGUUUAUUAAAUCGUGAACGAAAACGUGACUAUGUAACAAAUAAAAUUAAUAAAUCAUUUCCUACAAUAACUAUUAUAAUAAGUAUUAUUGUAUGUAUAUCAUCGAUACUUGCAUUUAUUGCCGUUCUUAUUGAUGGUCGAACGGAAAUGUUACUCAUUUCUAUAACAUCAAAUAUUAUUUUAGGUAUUGGUCUUAUUGUUCUUGGUGUUAUUAUGCUUGGAUUUGUUCAAAAUAUAGUUGAAAAUUUUCCUGUUGAUAUUGAACGAUUACUUGUUGAUUUUAUUAUUUAUAAUAAAACAUCAGCACGUGAUGAACUUAUUAAAAUUGAAAAUAGUAAUGAUUGUUGUACAACACAAGAUUUAACAUGGAUUAAACAAUAUUCUCAAGCAGCUGAAUGUAAUCGAGAAGAAAAGUAUCGUAUGAUUUAUGCUGAUCAAGAUGAACAACGUGGUUGUGUUAAAAUUAUUAAACGAACUGCUUUAUCUUUUAGACCCGUACUUAUUUCAGAAAUAAUAUCUGGUUGUCUUUGUCUUUUACUUGGCUUAUGGACCAUUUGUGUUAUAUGUCAUAUAAAUGAUCAUUAUGAUAAUAUAAAAUACGAUCAUGAAAUUAGUAAAGAACAACCUAUAACAAAAUAUCCAUAUUAUCAAACUAAUAAAACAAUACAUAAUAUUGUUCCUGUAAUUAAAGCUAAUGAUGAUCAUCAAAUAAAUUCAAUAGUAGAUAAUCAUACUGUAUCUCGUCAUUCAUAUCCUUCAAUUCCUUUCAACAAAACUGAUAAAUCUCUCUAUACGAAUACUAUGAAUACAUAG